Photinus pyralis (common eastern firefly) is the source of this 374-nucleotide messenger RNA. RefSeq lists its product as uncharacterized. Lineage: Eukaryota; Metazoa; Arthropoda; Insecta; Coleoptera; Lampyridae. The transcript has 3 exons. The record is from RefSeq and is a predicted model, not a curated record. Bases 57 to 374 code for a protein of 105 amino acids.
AUAUUACUAAAUUGGAAAUUUUAAUUACCUACUUUGCAGUGUAGUAAGUGCUAUAAAUGCGUAAUGAACAGAUCAACCCAGUUAUAAGUUACAAAAGUUUGCUAGUAAUCACAACAAUGUUAAGUAACGAGUGCAGCAAAUCAACCGUGGCAACUGACGAUGAAAUUUGGCAUUUACCAACUCAACCUAUGGCUACUACUGACGAUUCAGAGUACUUUGAUUAUGCAUUGGAAGCAUUAAUUUUUGUGGAAUAUCAAGAAUUGAAUGACAAACCGCUAAAUAUCAUCAACGCUCCUACAUUACCUACAGAAUGGCCUAAGCUUCCAGAAGGCGCCAUUGACGUACUAAUCUGGAUUGAAGAAGAAUUAAUUUAA